Messenger RNA from Cavenderia fasciculata, 2574 nucleotides. Its product is annotated as peptidase C19 family protein. The record is from RefSeq and is a predicted model, not a curated record. Bases 1 to 2574 code for a protein of 857 amino acids. Gene Ontology annotation, biological process: protein deubiquitination. NCBI's taxonomy places the organism in Eukaryota, Evosea, Eumycetozoa, Acytosteliales, Cavenderiaceae. Gene Ontology annotation, molecular function: cysteine-type endopeptidase activity; cysteine-type deubiquitinase activity. The transcript has 2 exons. Gene Ontology annotation, cellular component: cytosol; nucleus.
AUGCCUGUAGCAAUAGAUAGUCCUCCUACUUCACCUGUGUUGACAGGUGGAAAGAAGAACUUGACUAUAUCUUCAUCUUUAUCUUCUCCAUCUCCAAACAAAGCAGUGGCAAUGAUGAAAAAUAGAAAGAUAGCAAGACAAAAGAAAUCAUCAUUUAAACAACAUCAACAACAACUAUUACCUAUUAGUAAAGAGACAUUACAAAUUAAAAAGAGAUUACAAGAUAAUAUCAAUAAUAUUAAAUCUCAACAAACAAAAGAAAUUGCUGUUAUCACUCAUUAUGAUAAUAAGAUUAGUGGUAAAAUGCAAGUUGAUGAUGAUGAUGAAGAAGAGGAAGAUAGAUACACAAAAGAAAAGACCGAGGAAGAGGAGGAAAAGGAAACAUCUGCAAUGGAUUUGAAAGCGAAAAAAGAACAAGAAGCCAAAACAAAACAACUUGGUCAAAUGAGUAAACAAUUAAUGUUGGAGAAAAAGAACAAACUGGAAACAACACUCCAACAUAGUGGAAAACCAUUAUUACAUCGUGCCAUUGUAUUUAGAGAAUCGGCAACACAAGUAGAUCCAAAUGCUGCGCUCAAGAAAAAGUAUCAACCUAUCAACAAACAAGUCUCAACUCCAACUUUGCCAAAUCCAUUUGCCAACAAGACUAUGAUUUCAACCACUACAACAACAACAACUACAACUACUACAACUUCAUCUUCUUCUUCAUCAUCCUCUUCAUUAACCACUAAAACACAGAUGGUCAAAAAACCAGAGCCACUUGACGAUAAUAUCUUACAUCCACCCAAAAAAGUAUUAUUCAAUGUUGAAAAGUUACCAUCAUUGAUGGAAUGGAAAGGUGUUAAAAAGAUUGGACCUGGUCUUGAGAAUUUGGGUAAUACUUGUUUCAUGAACGCUGUUCUUCAGUGUCUUACCUAUACACCACCACUCUACAACUAUAUGGUGUCACAUGAACAUACCAAGACUUGCAAGACACAAGGAUUUUGUAUAUUCUGCUCACUUGAACGUCAUAUUGUUCGUUCACAUGAACCAUCUGGUGUUGGUCGUGCCAUCACUCCCAAGGAAAUUGCUAUCAAUCUUAAAAAGUUUGCACCAGGAUUUAGAUUAGGUCGUCAAGAGGAUUCUCACGAGUUUAUCCGUUUCAUCUUGGAAGGUUGUCAAAAGGUUUGCUUGUCCAAAUAUGCCAAGGGAUCUGUUACUCCACGUGACUCUAUGACUACUGUCAUUGGAUCUAUAUUUGGUGGCUAUCUACAGAGUCAAGUCAAAUGUACUCAAUGUUCGUACGAAUCCAACACAUUUGAUCCAUUUAUGGAUCUUUCAGUUGAUAUUCACACAUCGGAUAGUAUAACAAAGGCAAUGCAACAAUUUGUAAAGGCCGAGUAUUUGGACGGUGCCAACAAAUACAAAUGUUGCAAAUGUAAAAAAUUGGUUCGUGCCAGUAAAAGAAUGACUGUUCAUGUUGCUCCUUCCAUCCUUACCAUUCAACUCAAACGUUUCAAUUAUAAUGGUUCAAAAAGUAAUCGUCAAAUUCAAUAUGAAUCAACUUUGGAUUUAUCUCCCUAUAUGUCAAAUUCUACUAAAGAUGCAGUUUAUGAUUUAUAUGGAGUAUUGGUUCAUUCAGGAGGCAGUACUAAUAGUGGACAUUAUUAUUGUUAUGUAAAGGGAUCCACUAAUUUAUGGCACAAUAUGAAUGAUAAUUUUGUGUCAUCGGUCAAUCAACCAACGGCUCUAGGUCAACGUGCCUAUAUUCUUUUCUACUCUAGACGUGUCAAUUCACCAUCUACCUUUAUAAAGAGUAGUGUCUCUUUUACUUCUACUACAACUACUAGUAGUUCUAGUUCAACAGUUACUACUGUCACUAGCAAUACAAAGGUUGUUCCAACUGAAAAACCAACAACUGUAUUAAAAAGAAAAGAAUUGGAAGAUAUUCAACAACUAGAAGAACAAGAAGAAAUUAAAAAGAAACAAAAGUUGAAUCAACCAAAUGCUUCUACAGUUAAUGUUAGAAAUUGGGAAGACAAGGUUUCAACAUCUGAAAUUCAAUCAAUGAUUGAUGCCAAGGCUGCCUCAAAUGCAAAUAGACAAUUAAAUGUUGGAAAAAUGUUGGCCAAACAAUCACAAAGACAAUCACCAAAUCAGUUUGGAGGUAUUUCAAAUGUUGCCAAGUGGGAUGAUAUUGAAGAACAAGAUGAAAAUGUCAAGGCUCAAAAUGAACUACUUAUGGAUCCAUCUCUCAAACUCGUUCAAAGACAAAAAGAUGAUUACGACGAAGAAAUGGACAAGGGAAGAGUUAAAAAGGUAAAGAGAAAGAUUGAUGUCUCUGAUGUCAACCAUUUCGAAAUGAAAUCAAAUAAUCUUAGAUCAAAGAUGGAAUAUGAAUCGGUUCAUGGUAAAGGUUCUUAUGAAAAUAGAUUUGAUCCAAAGAAUAUUGAUAAAGUCAUGUUUUCAAAUCGUAAUAAUGGCAAUGGUAAUGCAAUGCAAAAGCAUCAACAACAACAUCGUGAAAAAUGGGGCAAGAAUGUUAAUACUGGUGGUUUCUCUGGUGGUUUCAAGGUAAAGAAUCAAAGAAAAUAA